Mercenaria mercenaria is the source of this 5160-nucleotide messenger RNA. RefSeq lists its product as uncharacterized. The record is from RefSeq and is a predicted model, not a curated record. Lineage: Eukaryota; Metazoa; Mollusca; Bivalvia; Venerida; Veneridae. The transcript is spliced from 35 exons. The coding region runs from base 1 to 5160 and encodes 1719 amino acids.
AUGUGUUUUUGGUGGCGUCAUCAGCUUCUUUGUGAUGAUAUAGAAAACCUGGGACCUUUUUCGUCGACACUACAGGAGCUGAAGAAAGUUGCUUUUGAUGAUGACGAUGAUGAUACCGUUCGCUAUGAAGCACUCCUGCAGUACCAGGCUCAUCCAUUUUCAGCCUUAGAUAGCAUCGGAGGUAACACAGGACUUGCUCACGAAGGAAUUUCUAGGAGAUCAAUCCUAGAUACUGCACUGGAAUUUAGACUUGAGGCUCCGGGUGUAGACUGGCGGAAACAGCUUGGCUCGAGUGCCAUUGGUGCCUCAUUUGGCAUUGUUAUGGAAAAUCUUCUUGAUUUGCACAUGUCUUUAAUAAAAGGACAUGUAGAUAUGAGAGUGCAUGAUGAAGUGUAUGUAAAGGUUCACUUGGGAUUUAUAGGCAUCACAAUGGACUUUAUCAUGGCAAGGAUUUGUUUCAAAGGCGGUGCAAAGUACGCCCUCAAUAUAUUAAAGGAACUUGAUCCAAAGCUGGGAUUUGACCUAAUAAAACAGUUCACAAAUAUUGUGAACAAAGUUGUAGGUGCUGUCAAGGAAGGGGUAGAAGCAUUAAAGCGAAUUAUUUCUACCGACUUCUCCUUGAAGGAUAUUGUUGCAGAUUUUGUUAAAUCCGUGACGGAAAUUCCAGAGAAGGUGACACACCUUGCUAGCAAUAUAUACAGGGCAACGAAGAAGCUUGCAACUUUCAAAUUAGACAGUUUGCCGCAAUUUAUAAACCCUGUAAUGAAGUUCAUCAAUGCAGUUGUUAGUCUAUACGAAAAGGUCAAAGAAGAUAUUAUGACAUUUUUCAAUUCAAUAGUUCAGGCCGUUAAAGUGGUGAUCCCAAAAGCAGCAGAGGACGUGUUUAAUACGGUACAAGAUAUAAUUGGGGGAUUCAUGAAUAUUUUCAAAGAUCCCAAAACAUCUCUGUUCAAGAUAGGAGCAGGGGUGAUAAGUAUAUAUACAAAUGUUAACAUUCUGAAAGACACAAAGGAUGAUAUAAUGAAUCAUACAUUCAUAGCUGAAGGUAUUAGCCCGUACUGGAGUGAUCUGACAGAUGAUAUUGAGACACUUCUAGAUUUAUAUCGUGACGCCAUAGAUGCAAUUAAGGGAAAGGGAGAAGACUGGCUUCUUGAAACAGUUGAGCAGGAUCUAGCUGAAAAGGCUACGAAGGGGAAAACGUCUCUUAAAACGAUCAAACAGAAAAUUCUAGCUGAACUUGAAAAUGAAAUUGAAACAUUGAUGACACCUUUAGAUGCACUGAAGAAUAUUGGUGGAGGAUACUUAAAAAACUUUGAAGUUCUAUUCGACAUGUACAAGAACCUAAAGGAAGCUUUUGAAACCUUAAAAAACGGGUAUGAAUUUGCAAGAUCAAUAGUCGACCGUAUAUUUGGACCAAAGUUUCACAAAGACUUUCCCCGUGAAAAAAGAGUCAGUGGCGGUGGCUGCAGCGGAGAUGGCUUUUUUCCUGCUAGACUCGGUAAUGGACAAGUCGAAUAUGAAAAUGAUGGGAUAGAUUUGUUGCAAAGUACAGGCAAACCGGUGAUUGCACCGUUUUCUGGAAGAAUGAUUCGUUCAGGAAGUGAGAACGAAAUUAUUAUUUUUGACAGUGGAGAGCUGCCUUCUGGUUCAGAAGUGAUAAUAACCAACGUUAACCCGGAAGAAGAUAUCAUGCAUCCUGAUGAUCCGGCUUACGAUGAAAAAAGAGUUUCUGCCGGAGUAGUUAUAGGUACAGUUACACGCUCUUCAUGUGGCAGUUACAACCAUAUUCAUCUUUCUAUAAAGAGAGAUGGAGGAUUUGUUGGUCCGAGCAAUUAUUUGCCACAAGGACUUAUUCAAGUGCCGAAAUGGACACAAGAGUGCGAUGACUAUAAAGUUGAGUACAAGGGCAAAACAAUUAAAUCUGGAACCAUAGUUGGUCCAGGGGGGCGAAAUGAAGAUGACACGUCACCGGACGUUCCAGUUGAUGAAUCACAGGCUACCGAAAGUAUGGGUUCAGGAGAAAAACCCGGACAAGAUGUUCAAAACAUUAUAGACAAUCCCGAUGGAAUGUAUAACAGACUUUCUGAACGAAGAGAAAAACGGAAUGUAUUGCAAAAGCUUGCUGCCUCCCUGGAAACGCUUGUCGCCAAUAUAAAAGGAUUUCUGAAGAGAUUUUCUAUACGUCGAGUUAAAAUGGGAGAAAUUAUCCAAUUUCUGGACAAAUUAGAACUUCACGAGACAAAACAAAAGAUGGCUGCAUUGGUGAAAUCGAUUAAAGCUGCAUUAGACCAGGAAUCCUGCGGCAGCCCAUACCAUAUGACAGAUCAGGAAUUACAAACUGCACUUUUGAAUAAAGGAAAACAGGCAGAGAGUGGGAGUAGGGAUGACAUGAUAAAAGAACUUCUGAAAGUAGAACACAGCUGCCCAUUUAUUUCCCUUACAAUGCCUUCAAGCGAAACGCUAUAUUGUACUCUUGAUGAAAAGUGCCUUGGACUUGAGUGUUGCUUAACACUUGAAGUAUUACAUAUGCUGCAGAAGACGUUUAGAGUCUAUGUAAGAUUAGAUACAGAUCCGUUGGCGUUAUCCUUUGGUUUGGAUUCUUGGAGCUAUGUGUUCAACUCGAGUAAACUUGUCGGCGAAAUUGAAGGUAUAUUACAGACAAAAAUAACAAUUGAUUUUCUAGACAACCAGGAAAUAAUGAUCAAGUAUAAAAUUCACGUGUCGAUAAAAGAACUGAAGUUAUCAGUCGGCGUUGGACUUUGUGACACAGAAGGUUUCGAUGAAUGCUUGAUAUUUGUUGAUUUACUGAAAGAUGCCAUAUUUCCGUUUCCGAAAUUACAUCCUAACGGUACAAUAUCAUACGAACUGCCCAAUUUCGCAGACUACGGUGAAGACUUGAAAGAGAAUUUGAUUGAAGUUGGAGAAACAGUCGCAGAGGCAGCUAUUGAUGAAGUUGUUUCCCUGUUUCUACAAACACUUGGCAUUUCAGAAGAUUUGCUACUCAACGGACCCCCUUAUCGUGCACCAGAUACGUUAGAGGUAGAUGAAUUGAUAGAUUACUUAAUAGAUAAACAUUUGCCAACUCAUGGCUCAAUAGAAGAACUGAGGGCGAGAUUCUUGGAAAAUGAAAGAAGUUGUAGCCUAAAUGGAUUAAAUAUCCGUCUUCCAGACAUUACAUUAGACUUUUUACAUUAUGACAUUUCUGACGAUUGUAUGCGUAUUAACGUAUACGCAGAUGUAAGAGUUCCAGGAAUCAAUUACUCCAGAACAUUCUCCGCCUACGUCGAGCUGGACCCAUGUCGUUACGUAAUACGAGCGGCGUUUGAGAAGUGGGAUACCACCGUGAUACUGUUUGAGUAUGACUGGGGCAAAGAAGAGGUGCUUCAGCUUACAGAGGAUAUGUAUGUAACGUUUAACACUGACAAAGAUGAAAUAAAGAAAAUGUUUGUUAUAAACCUUGGUAUUAAAUGUACUGUUGCCAAAAUUGAUGCACAGCUACUGAGAGAAUUUAUGGUACCGAUUCCAAUCUGCAACGGUAACUUUUCUUUACAAGGAAGUCUUAUGGAAGUAGCAGGAGCAUUAGGUGGUCAGAUAAACAGGGAAGUAUUUGAGCUCGUGUUAAAACAACUGGGUAUUGACGGAAUCAUUAAGGAAGGAUCUUGUGAAUUGCCUUCGCCCCCUGCUGACUGUCCUUCAUCUUUGAACAUAUCCAGUAUGAUACCUCCCAGUAUGAAGGAUGUCCUAAAAUGUGAAUUAGCUGACAACUGUUUUGGCAUUACAUGUUGUGUCAGUUUUGGCUUUACAAUACCGUUGUCUUCUACUGAAAUGAAAGUAGCAUUUCCGGUUUGGUUUAAAAUGGAUCCGUGUGAUUUUCAUAUUGACACUGGAAUAGGUGGACAAAGAGCUGAGGCACAGCUUCUGAAAUAUGAAUGGGGACAAGAAUCAACAAUUCCGAUCGGGUCAGGCGAAGAUGCUCCAAUAACGAUAAUCUAUGCAAUUGACAGCGAUGAGGAUGGCUUUAUCUUAGAUCUACGUGUAGACAUAUGUUUACCAGUUGAUGGUGAGCAGUACUGCAUUCCGGAAGAUGGCAUUUUACUUUUAAACAAAGAACAGGUUCCAGCUUGCAACUUAAAUGCAUGGGCAAAUAUAACAGACUUUUCGUUCAAAGAAUGGAUAGAGUCGAAAGGAGAAAAUGUGGGAGAGCAACUUUCAAGUGCAGGAAGAGAUGCCCUCCUAGAUCUUCUUGGUUUAAAUGACCUACUGCUUUCACCACCGUGUGAUCGGAAAAGGAGUCCAUACAGUCCUUCAGUGAUGGGUUGGAACACCUUGUGCCCGCUACGUUUUGUGAAUCGUCCAGCCUUGCCAAGCAUCGUGUCGUGCAGUGUACCUGAUUACUGCACUGGGAUCAACUGCUGUAUUGAUAUAGACGACAUCGGCCUUUCUUUGAAAGCUUACAUUAACGUCAAUAUGUGCAAUUACUUUAUUUCCGGUGGAAUAGAAACACAGACAUUCAAUUUUUCAUUAUUCAACUACGAAUGGGGUAAGACAGAAACAGUAUCAAUCAAAGACUUCUUUCGUUUAAGGUAUUCGAUAAAGAAACCAAUCGAUGAAAAGGUUUUCAUCAUUACUCUUCAAGUAGGAGUUUGCCUUGAAAAAGAUGGCAGUUGUAUGUUUGAUGAGAAGUUGUUCGAUGGUACAAGGGUUCCCCAACUUGGCUGUGACACGUCUUUCAAUUUUUCAAACUUUUCUGUAACGUCAUUGCUUGAGAACAACGGUUUAGGAAAUCUCAGUACGUCAGACGAUUUAUGGGGAGAUGCUGUAAAGUUUCUAUCAGAGAUUAUUGGUCUUGACAAGUUCUUUCUGGACGAACAAUGUGAUGUACAUAAAGAUCCGUAUAAGAAUGCAGCAAUGGGUUGGAAUAAUGAGUGUCUGGAAACCACUGUGGAUCUUCCAGAUUUACCAGAAUCUACCGUCUGUCAUAUCACUGCUUCAUGCACAGCGGUUGACUGCUGUAUUACUGUUGACUAUCUGAGACGUUCUUUGCAAGCGUCCUUUGCUAUCGACUUCUGCAAUUUUACAGUUCAUGGGAACUUGGAAACGUUGACAUUUAGCUUUGAUAUUAUUGACUUUCAAUGGGGUACUUUUGUUCCUUAUGUGUGA